CCUUGAAAAUCCUUCCUGCCCUGAAUGUAGAAAGAGAUUUAGUAGGAGACCUGAACUGACAACAGCCUGGAAGCUGCGUGGCCUGGUGGAGAGAUUCCGUCCAACUGAGACAGAGCCGGGGGAGACUGGGAUCUUCUGCACCUACUGUGUCCUCUCUCCUGUACCUGCUGCUAAAUCCUGUCUCCUGUGUGAGGCUUCUCUGUGUGAUACCCACCUGAGGGGGCACAGCAAGUCACCAGAACAUGUACUGACCCAACCCACCGACUCCUUUAUGGGGAGAAAAUGUUCUGUACAUCACAAGGUUCUGGAGUAUUUCUGCUGUGAGGAGUCUGUCUGUGUCUGUGUGUCCUGAGAGAAACUGAGGCCAGAGAGAGAGGAGACUGAGAGAGGAGCCCAGAGACUGCAGGAGCGCAGGAGAGAAGUGGCAGAAAAAGCAGCCGGUGAGACAGAGAGAGUCACUGCCCUGUUUAGAGACAUCAGGGAACAGCUGGAAGCCCUAGAGAAGCGACUCCUGAGUUACAUCUUUUGGCAGAAAGAAGAGAUUUCCCUUCAACUCUCUGAUCUAAUCCAUCAGCUGGAAAUAAAGAAGGACGAGCUCCAGGAAGAUCCGUCACAUUGAGGAGCUGAGCUGUGCAAUAUGGGUGAUGAAACUGCCUUUUGUGGGACUGAGGGGACAGAUAAUGAGAGUACAGGCUUAGCUGGGACUGGCGAAAAUGGAUGUAUCUAUGGGCAGGAGGCUACAGACUUGUUACUGGAUAUAAACACGGCUGGGGAUUAUGUAUCUGUAUCAGGGGACAUGAAAUUUACCUCUUGCUCACAUACAUACCAGAAUCAUCCACAAACCCCAGAGAGAUUUGAGGUUUCUCAGGUUUUAAGUGACAGGAGUUUCUCCUCAGGGCGACAUUACUGGGAUGUGGAAGCCUGUGACUCAGGGGACUGGAUGGUAGGGGUGGCCUAUCCCAGUAUAGAGAGGAAAGGGGGAGAUCAGGCCUACAUUGGGCAAAAUAACAAGUCCUGGUGUUUGCGCAGGUGGUGUAAUCAAUAUUCAGUGAGACAUGACAGUGAAGAACCAUGUUUGGCCCAUGACCCUUCCUGCGGGAGAAUUAGGAUCUCAUUAGAUUAUGAGGCAGGAAUUCUGUCCUUUUAUGAGCUGAGUGAGCCAAUCAGACACUUACACACCUUCACUGCCACAUUCACUGAGCCCCUUCAUGUUGCAUUUUUUAUAUGGGGGGGUGAAGGUACUUGGGUGAGAAUCAUUAGUUAGGGCACUAAAGAUGGCCAUACUGUGUAAGAUCCGUUCAUUUGGCGAUGAUGCUGAAUGAGCAGAUCUUCCCCCAUGAUGUUGUGCUAAUCUGAUAGUUUGGCCCAGAUAUCCAUUGUCUAGGCCCAUCUGAGGGCCCCAUACAUGGCCAUUUAAGCUGUCAAAAGGUUUGUUUUUGUAAGUAAUUGUUAGUUGAAGUU
Messenger RNA from Xenopus laevis (African clawed frog), 1461 nucleotides. Its product is annotated as tripartite motif-containing protein 14-like. NCBI's taxonomy places the organism in Eukaryota, Metazoa, Chordata, Amphibia, Anura, Pipidae. The coding region runs from base 638 to 1264 and encodes 208 amino acids. The transcript has a single exon. The record is from RefSeq and is a predicted model, not a curated record.